ACUGAUAGACAGCACUGAUAGGUGGCACUGACAUCACUGCUGGGCACUGACUGGCGACACUGACUGGCACAACCGCUGGGCACUGACUGGCAGCACUGCUGGGCUGCACUGAUGGGUGGCACUGGUGGGCACAGGUGGGUGGAACUGGUGGGCACAGGUGGGUGGCACUGGUGGGCACAGGUGGGUGGCACUGCUGGGCACAGGUGGGUGGGCACAGGUGGGUGGCACUGCUGGGCACAGGUGGGUGCAUUGCUGGGCACAGGUGGGCGGAACUUGUGUGUGGCACUGCUGGGCACCGAUCAUCAGGGCACUGAUGAUCAGUGAUCCUGAUGAUCGGUGCCGAUCCCCGCUCUGACAACUGCCGGUUUUCGGCAGCACUUUCCUCCCGCUCUGACAGCGUGAGGAAAGUGCAGCCGAGAACUGGCAUUUGCAU
Messenger RNA from Staurois parvus, 433 nucleotides. NCBI's taxonomy places the organism in Eukaryota, Metazoa, Chordata, Amphibia, Anura, Ranidae. The record is from the annotation of a GenBank genome assembly.